AUGAUUUUUGAAGUCAGAAUGAAUAGUUGUGUGAGGGUAGAGUAUCCGUCAAAAGUGUGUUUGAUAGAAGAUGUGUUUGGAGGUUUGGUGGUUUGGCCUCUGGGCAAUCGCACCCUAUUUAUCUCCCUUAACUAUACUUCCAAACCUAUGAUAUCUCGUCAAACUCCACUUUGCAUUGUUGUCCAAAGUAUACAAAAACGUCAUCACGUGAGAUGUAUAUACAUUUCCAACGGCGUCCGACAUUUCCGAGAAGCACUUCUUGUCAUGGUCGAAUUCCUGCAUUUUCGAAGCCAAGGGCCAAUCAAAGAAAUUUCUUCGGAUCGCCUUAUACGGCUAAUGAGCGAAUCAAGCCAAAAUUCAUAUGGGAGUCAGCGAAAGUCAAGUCCCGAUUCAGCUCGCCCUGAAUUGUGCGGUGAAACCACUUUUUGCAGGUCAGCACAACACAUCUUGCGCAUUGCGACCGCUUUACUGCUGGAAUUCUGGACACAUGACGGAAUAUUCGCAGAGAACAACCCAAAUUUCUUCGACCCUGCAAAUUCUAAUGAUUUAACGAAUACCCGUGGCCCAAACGCUUCCAGCAGAGGCCCUCAACAGACGUUUCAAAGCGGUGUGAAACACCCAAUCUUACCUCUCUUGGGCGGCAUGGUCCGUCCCCGCGAUGCUAGGCCCUGCAACUGGGUGAGGUACAAAGUAGGGAUCUGCACAGUUGUGGUCGAAAAGAAUCGCAUCUCUCGUCCUCGCUGGAGGAUUCGUGGCGGUGCGUUUGAGAAUGCCAUCAAAGCUCCCAGCUCCUCAGCCUUGAAAGUGGGGAAGUGA
Messenger RNA from Lindgomyces ingoldianus, 816 nucleotides. RefSeq lists its product as uncharacterized. The transcript is spliced from 7 exons. The coding region runs from base 1 to 816 and encodes 271 amino acids. The record is from RefSeq and is a predicted model, not a curated record. NCBI's taxonomy places the organism in Eukaryota, Fungi, Ascomycota, Dothideomycetes, Pleosporales, Lindgomycetaceae.